AUUCCGGUAACCCCGCCCCCGUCAGGCCGCCAUCAGCUCCUACAUAAGCGGGCAGUGCACUGCCCUGCUCCGCCCAAAGUGAUUGACGGGCUCAAGCGCCGCCGUGUUUAGUAAAAACGUGAAUGAAAAGAGAAGAAGAGAGAGAGUGAGAGAGAAAAAAAGAGCAUCGACAACACUCACCCAACGAAGCCCAAAAUGCAUUUGGCGCUUCUCAACGACAUUGGCGACCAUGUCCCAUCCUCGGCAAGCCCUCCCGAGUCUACAGAGUUCCCCCGUUUCAGCAGUCUCCCGGCCGAGCUCCGGCGCAAGAUCUGGCAACACCUCCUUCCCGCCCAGCGCAUCAUUGCUAUCACCAUCGAAUCAACCUGUGCUGAUGAGACCACACCCGACCAAGAAGACGACGCCAGCCCGUCGCCCGGGGCCUACACUGCACACAAUGAGCUCGGGAGCCCGGUCAGCGGCGCGCCCUACCGCAUCCGCCUCGAGGCCGACUCGCGGGGGCUCUUGAGCCCUCUGCUUCGCGUUAGCAGAGAGGCCCGCUCCGUCGCUAUGGGGCAUUACCGGGUCCAUAUCCCGACCGACGGCGGCCCCAUGUCCCCACUCCUAGCUAUAAAGCCUGAAACCGACGUCAUUCACUUCACGUUGGCAUGCUGGGACGCCGACGUGUGCGUCUUGGAAGACCAAGAAGUUGACCGGGAGGUUGACUUACUGGCCGAUUUUCUUACCGAUGCCAGGGCCUAUGAUAGGACUGGUCUCGGCAUCCUGCAUAUCGCCCUAGGCCGGGAGAUGCCGUUUGGUUCUGUUCAACUGCCUACAGACCUGUCUCGUCUUUCGGUCCAAGCUGCCUCGGGACUGCGCGCAGCCCUUCUGGGCUUUCGUACAGUAACGUUUGUUAGCAUGUCCCGUACCGAAAACCGCUUGAUGUUCGGCUCGCUCGACCAUUUUGCCGCACGGUACAACCGUGCUUUGCCGCUAUGGUCUUCCAAUGCAAACUUCCAACUGCUCCCAGUGCCCGAUCCACGGGGAACGGCCGGGGAAGAUGCGCUCGCGUACUACCUCGAGAAGGUUGCCGUCGGCGACGACCCCCGUGGUAUGAUCGCCCACUGGCAAUCCAUGGAGGCCGCUUUUGACAUCUCGACGGCCGUUGUCGCCAAGAAGCGGGUGGCGCUGGCCUCAAGGCCGGUGGAGACCAUGGACACCGCCGUCGACGCUCGUCUGCGCUCCAAGUCCGAUGCCGAGCGGUACAUAGCCUCCGAGGCGGCUACAUGGGAGAGCAGGUUUGCGCCCGACGGUAUUUACACAAAAUUCGACGUCGAAAAUCCCGACUCGGCAGCAUCCGAGGCGCAACUGUCCAUCCCGCAGGCUGUUGGCUUCUGGCUCCUGCCGGCAGAUGCGCUGGGUCCGCUGUCAGAGGGUGGCGUGAUGGACGUCCCAGAGGGCAGCAAUUUGGUGCGGGAUCUAAGCGCCCACCGGCCACGGCUCGCCUUGUUUGAUCUGUGCUAGCAGCUGUGCUUUGGUAGCCCUCGUGGCAGCUUGAAGCACCAGGGAGUGUGAAGUAGUAGAGCUGAGGUACAUGGUCAGGCAGCAAUUAUGAAAUGCAGAAGGUUCAUGCGAGGAGUCGGGCAUCUUUGAUCGGAUCAUGGUGUAGAUGAAAGACGCGUUAGGUAUGUCCAGCCCUACGUGGUGCCGGUCGAGAUAACCCUUUAACCUAGAGAGACGACACCAAACUAGAUCCCGUGGUGUGUUAACCUGUAUCCCUCUUCCG
This is a messenger RNA of Gaeumannomyces tritici R3-111a-1, 1765 nucleotides long. RefSeq lists its product as hypothetical. The record is from RefSeq and is a predicted model, not a curated record. The transcript is spliced from 2 exons. Lineage: Eukaryota; Fungi; Ascomycota; Sordariomycetes; Magnaporthales; Magnaporthaceae. Bases 196 to 1503 code for a protein of 435 amino acids.